AUGUUCAUAGGAGGACUUAAUUGGGAAACGACAGAUCAAUCACUCCAUGACUACUUCUCACAGUUCGGCGAAGUCCAAGAAUGCACCGUCAUGCGAGACAGCGCAACGGGCCGCUCACGAGGCUUUGGAUUUUUGACCUUCAAGGACCCCAAGACAGUCAACACCGUGAUGGUCAAGGAACAUUUCCUGGAUGGCAAAAUUGUAAGACCUACCCAUUUCGAUACAUCCCGGGAGAGACAGGAAAGACUUGGUUCCCUUUCUCGAAGCUAUUCGGCCCGUCGGAAGAAGGAAGGCUUACUGUGGUGUGCCCAGAUCGACCCCAAGCGAGCGAUCCCACGAGACGAGCAGGAAAAGACGGCCAAAAUAUUUGUGGGAGGAGUCAGUCAAGAUGCAACGGAAGAAGACUUUGAAAGCUUUUUCGCUCAAUUUGGGCGGGUUAUCGAUGCUACGCUCAUGAUGGACAAGGACACCGGCCGACCUCGAGGCUUCGGUUUCGUAACCUUUGACAGUGAUGCCGCGGUAGAGAAAUGCCUGCAAUACCACCCCCUCGAGAUCCUCGGAAAGCCCAUCGAGGUCAAGCGUGCACAGCCCCGAGGCAAAAUGGGCGAGGAUGAUGAUUACGGUCGCGGUAGAGGAAGAGGCAAGUUCGGACGCGAUGACCGCUACAACAAUGACAACGCCCAGACCCAGCAAAACUCGCAAGCCCAAGCUCCCAAUAUGAUGGGCGGCACCACCGGAAUGACUCCACAGAUGAUGGCACAGUAUUGGCAAAGAAUGCAGCAAUACUUUGCAAUGAUGCAACAGCAGAUGGCGGCUAACAUGAUGGGCAACAUGGGCGGUAUGGGAAAUAUGGGUAUGAAUCCGCAGAUGAUGGCGCAAAUGCAGAUGCAGCAACAAAUGCAGAAGAUGCAAGGAGCAAAUAGCCCGAACGCCCAGAAUGCCGGUGGCAUGGGCAACAUACAAGGCAUGUCCCCCCAAAUGAUGCAGCAGAUGAUGCAGAUGCAACAGGGUGGGAUGAACAUGGGAUCAAACCGACCCCCAAUGGGUCCCGGCAAUAUGGGCGGCCCGCGUGGGAGCUUUUCAGCCCAAGAGCAGUUGGCAUUUGAACAGCAGAAAUAUGAGCAACAGCAGCAGGUCCGUCGCCCGGGAGGUUUCCCGCAAGGCCCACGCGGCGGUGGUGGCUUCCAGAACCAAGGCCACAAUCAUGGAGGCGGUCCACAGUCAUGGGAAGGCAUGUACGACGACGUACCACAACCUGAAGGCAACACUGGUGGUCGAGGUUCAGCGGGGCCCGUUCGCCAGCAUACACCAAAACCACCCAAGGGUCCCGGUGGCCUAUCGCAGCCGAGCGCAGCUCCAGCCAAUGCUCCCACUGGUCCCAAGAAUGCCGGCAAGCCAGGAGCAAAUUUUAGGGGAGGAAGGGGGCGGUAUCAUCCAUAUGGGAGAUGA
This is a messenger RNA of Fonsecaea pedrosoi CBS 271.37, 1449 nucleotides long. RefSeq lists its product as uncharacterized. Bases 1 to 1449 code for a protein of 482 amino acids. The record is from RefSeq and is a predicted model, not a curated record. Lineage: Eukaryota; Fungi; Ascomycota; Eurotiomycetes; Chaetothyriales; Herpotrichiellaceae. The transcript has 2 exons. Gene Ontology annotation, molecular function: RNA binding.